UGCGGAAUUCCCCCAACACUCCGGGGCUUUCCAGCUGACUGAUAGACCGUAUGCGAUCAUAACAGUCUAACUAACCAGAUACAUUGGAUACAAUCAACGGUUGACUCGAUGGAGAAAUACAUGGAACAGAAAUGCAUGGAGCAAAUCCCGGAUUUCAGCUGACACUGAAGUGAACACCACUGUGUGCAGUGUGCUUUUGAGGGUACGCCGUGACAUUCUACAAUCGGUUUGAUCGACUACAACAGCAGCUGUUGUGCUGUCUUGUUCAUUGCGUAGAGGUGGAUCAAGUUCAAGGAGUUCAAAGGGAGGUGACAGUGAGCCUGAAAUAUCAUCAUCAUCAUCAUCAUCUAUGAUCCACUGAGGGGCAUCAUGUCUGGAGCACUGAGAAUGGAUGAAGCUCAGUACAGCAUGAAAAUGAUUGAAAAUGAGCUGAUGAUGAAUUUGUCCUAUGAGUUCAUGCCCCCUGUGGAUGUCAAGAUCGAGCCCUAUGUACCGGAGACCGCUCAUGGACCCUACAUUCAGAUCAUUGAGGAGCCCAAACAGAGAGGCUUCAGAUUCCGCUAUGAGUGUGAGGGUCCGUCCCACGGUGGGCUCCCAGGGGCCUCAAGCGAGAGGAACAGGAGGACCUAUCCAACUGUCAAGGUGUCUAACUAUGUGGGGAUUGCCAGGGUGGAGGUGCAGCUCGUGACCCACUCAGACCCCCCCCAGGUCCACGCUCACAGUCUGGUGGGGAGGCAGUGCUGCACGGAGAGUGGCAUAUGCAGUAUGGAUGUGGGCCCAAACGACCUCACAGCACAGUUCAGUAACCUGGGCAUCCUUCAUGUCACUAAGAGAGGGGUGGGGGAAGUGUUGUGCAAGAGACUGAGAGAUGAGAAGAGGAGGCAAGGGGGGCAGCACUAUCAUUUUACUGAUGCAGAAGAACAAGCCAUAGGGAGAGAAGCCAAGGAGCUUGGGAAGAUCAUGGACCUGAACAUAGUGAGGUUAAAGUUCACUGCCUACCUCCAGGACAGUAACGGCGGGUUCUCUAGGGCCCUGAAGCCGGUGGUCUCCAACCCCAUCUAUGACAGCAAGUCACCCAAUGCCUCGAACCUGAAGAUCUCCCGUAUGGAUAAGACCAGUGGGUCUGUGCUGGGAGGAGAUGAGAUCUUCCUAUUGUGUGACAAAGUACAGAAAGAUGACAUUGAGAUCCGCUUUUAUGAAGAGGAUGAUGGAAGCUGGGAGGCCUUUGGUGAUUUCUCUCCAACUGAUGUCCACAAGCAGUACGCCAUUGUGUUUAAGACGCCGCCGUACCACAGCGCCGAGAUCGAGCGUCAAGUCACUGUAUUCCUCCAGUUGAAAAGGAAGAAAGGUGGCGACUGCAGCGACCCCAAGCAGUUUACCUACGUUCCCCGAGUUCAAGAUAAAGAGGAGGUGCAGCGUAAAAAGCAGAAGCCCUUCUCCUAUAAUGACCAAUGGAGAGGACCUCUGGGAGGGGCUGGGGGUGCAGGGAGAGGGGCCGGAGGAUUCGGAGGCGGAGCCGGUGGCGGCUUCCAGUUUAACCAGCAGAUGAAUGGAACGGGGUGGAUGGGGGGUGGAUUCUCUGGUUUUGGGGGCGGUGGAGCCCAGAUGUCAGGCACCACUGCCCAGGCUGAGGGGACCCAGCAACAACAGGCAGGAGGGAUGGCUAGACAGACGCCAGGACAGACAUCCCCACCACUACAACAGCAGCUCUUCCAGAUUGCUGCCACUCUCCAGAGCAGGGCCACUCAGAUGAGCAAGCAGACAGCUGGGGCUCUACUACAGUACUGCACCACUGGGGACGUCCGGGUCCUUCUGGCAAUGCAGAGACACCUAUGUGGGGUCCAGGAUAAAAACGGAGACACGCCUUUGCACCUGGCCAUCAUUCACCAGCAAUCAGCUGUCACCCAGCAGCUGGUUCAUACACUCCUCACCAUCCAGCAACACAAAGUCCUCAACAAGCUCAACCACCUCGGCCAGACUCCUCUCCAUCUGGCGGUGAUCACCAGGCAGGUUAAGGUGGUGGAUGUUCUCCUCCGGGCCGGAGCAGACCCCACCCUGCUGGACCGGGACGGCCGGACCGCCCUGCACCUGGCAGCGCUGGCCGGGGACGACGUCACACUCCGGGUCCUGCUGGGCCACCUAGGAGAACGCUACCUCCACCUGGUCAACAUGGCCGACUAUCAUGGUCUCCAUCCUCUCCACCUGGCUGUUUGUAAGGGAGGAGAGCGCUGUCUGCGUCUGCUGGUGGAGGGCGGGGCGAAGAUCAACGCCCCGGAGCAGAAGAGUGGAUGCUCCGCCCUCCACCUGGCUGUUAGAGAGAACUACUUCAAAGUGGCCUGCACUCUCAUCACAGAGCUGAAAGCAGAUGUAAACAUGUGUACGUUUGGAGGGAACACUCCUCUCCAUCUGGCCGCCAGUCGCAGCUCCCCCCCUCUCUGCUCCAUGCUCAUUGCUGCAGGAGCCGACAAGAAUCUGGAGAAUGACGAGCCGCUCUUCUUCAGCUCCUCCUCGUCAGAUGAGGAGCAAGAGGAUGGACCAGUAAGAGAUUUCAGAGAGCCGGCGAUCCAACCGCUACCGAACACAACACCACUUUCAGAAGGAGAACAAGUCAACCCUCGUAAGAGGUCAGCAACAGGACAUACACCCUUUGACCUGGCUAAAUGUCAUAAGGUGAGAAACCUUCUAGACACCAGACCGAGUCCCAAGCCCAGUCAACAAUCAAGUAAAAAGCCUAAACCGAGCAGCAUGGAAGAAAGAGGGCAGCUAGACAGUGAGACGCUAAGUAAGCUGUGUGAGCUCCUCAGUCUGAACGAUGUGCCCUGGAGACAGCUGGCAGAGAAACUCAACAUGCUCUCACUGGCACACCUAUAUCAGGAGAGUCCCUUGCCCUGUCACAACUUGCUGGAGAAUUACCAGUUGGGUGGAGGUCCAGUGGAAGGCCUGGUGGAAGCUCUACAGUCUCUGGGUCUGACUGAAGGAGUGAGACUGCUGAGACAGGCUGAGCUGAGAGAGGACAAACAAAACACAGAUCAGACAGUGGACAGUGGCUUUGCUAGUCAGCCAAUGGAGGAGGAGAUGGAGCCAGCCUUGGCCAACCAGUGAGCAGUAGGAAGGGUGAGGGGUAAGACCCUCGUGUGACGGAGGUUUCACCCCAACGUUUCAUCAUGGAGAUAUGACUAACUCUGUUCAGCACGCAUAUUGGGAAUCUGAUGUCAUACCCAAGCCUCGACUGAUAAAUGCAGAAUUCUCUCUCUGCCAUGACUGACAGUCAACCAGUUUGAAUUUUCUUAACGAGCUGAAGGGAAGAAAAUCUCAAUGUACAAUUUUAAGUGGCGUUAUAUCUUGUUCCGUUAUUUCUGAUGGUGACUGAAAGGUUGUUUUUGUUUUUUUAUGGUCCAUUUGUGCCUUCCAAAAAGUCCCAGUAUAAAUGAAAAUUGUGCAACAUCAAAUUGAUCAAUGGAAUUAUCAAUUUAACUCAUAUUUAUUGGCUGACAAUCUUACUAAUACUGUGUAUUCAUUUGGUUUAACAUUCAACCAAAUAUAAUUAUACAGCCUUAUUUCAAAUGUAUGUGGAAGGUUUGCUAUGUAACGUUUUGAAAACUUGUCAAUGUUGAAUCAAAUACAUUUUUUUUUCUGACAUGGA
Oncorhynchus masou masou (cherry salmon) is the source of this 3643-nucleotide messenger RNA. RefSeq names its product nuclear factor NF-kappa-B p100 subunit-like. The record is from RefSeq and is a predicted model, not a curated record. Lineage: Eukaryota; Metazoa; Chordata; Actinopteri; Salmoniformes; Salmonidae. The transcript is spliced from 24 exons. Gene Ontology annotation, biological process: signal transduction; regulation of DNA-templated transcription. Gene Ontology annotation, molecular function: RNA polymerase II cis-regulatory region sequence-specific DNA binding; protein binding; DNA-binding transcription factor activity, RNA polymerase II-specific. Gene Ontology annotation, cellular component: cytoplasm. The coding region runs from base 370 to 3102 and encodes 910 amino acids.